AUAAUGUUUAAUAACCACAGCAGUUCACGCAGUAUGCUACGAUGUUUGAUUCAUGGAGGCCUGUGCAGCAGCUGGUGAGUAGCCCCAGUGGCUCCUGGUGCCGAUCCACGGCACAUGCUCAGUUAUGUACACCGAGACAACUUUGAAGGCUAGCUAAUAGCUGUGGCUGCUGAGGUCAUUGCACUGGGAAAGAAAAUAGACCGACUCCCUCCCCUCCACUAUACCGCCUCCAUUUUGAAUAGCCAUGUAAUGGGGGAUUCGCAUAGUUUUUGUGUGUAUCGCCCACUGUGCUGCGUAGUGUCAACAAGCCACAUCCAAACAUCCUUCGACAUGGACGACUUGUUCAGUCCGCGGAGGAGCCUGAACAGCACACAGGGCGAGAUAAGAGUGGGGCCAAGUCAUCAGGCCAAACUACCAGAGUUGCAGCUGCGGUCUGCUCCUGGUUUACAGACUCAGACAGAGAGUGAGGAACUGAUGUGGAUGCCUGGGGUCAAUGACUGUGACCUUCUCAUGUACCUCAGAGCUGCCAGGAGCAUGGCAGCAUUUGCCGGGAUGUGUGAUGGUGGAUCCACAGAGGAUGGAUGUUUAGCAGCCUCCCGUGAUGAUACCACACUCAACGCACUCAACAUGCUACAUGCAAGUCAUUAUGAUGCAGCAAAAGCUCUCCAGCGUCUGGUUAAGAAGCCUCUGCCGAAGCUUAUUGAGAAAUGCUGGUCGGAGGAUGAUAUGAAACGCUUCAUCAAAGGCCUGAGACAGUAUGGAAAGAAUUUCUUCCGCAUCCGGAAAGACUUUCUGCCCACCAAAAAGACUGGGGAGCUGAUCACUUUCUAUUACCACUGGAAGAAAACUCCUGAGGCUGCAGGAACCCGAGCUUAUCGACAGCAACGACGACAGCCGUCCUCUCGCAAAGCAAAGACUCGCUCUGCGACAGUUCCUGUAACCCCAUCGCGAAAUUAUUCAGUGGAUGCGAGUUCUGCCAGUGAGGAUGAUCUUGAUAGUGAAGAUAGUGAACAGGAAGUCAAGAGCUGCAGCCACUGUGGUACAACAACAUUUUAUCCCAAAACAGGUUCUAAGGAUUGGCACCAGGGGCGGAGAGACAACCCGUUGCUAUGCACGACUUGUCGCACAUAUGAAAACAAACAUGGAUGUCUGCCGCCAGCUCCAAAAUCUGCAGGCGCUCCCUUCAUGUUUAAACCUGUUAAAGAGGAAGAAGAGGUGAACAGCAAACAUGGCAUGAGGACACGGCGAAGCAGAGCACCUCAGCUGUCAACUUUAAGAAGUGGCCACAGGAGGCUCACAGGAUCCCCCACCAGUGAGGACCAGCAGUCCAGUAGCCAGCCCUCUCCAAGUGGAGCCACUUCUAAUUCUCUGAGAUCGUCAUCCACAGAUAAUAAGAAUGAAUCCAGCAAGAAGACAAACAAGAAGGUAAAAGAGGAGGUAACGUCACAAAAGACGACAAAACGUGUACGGGAGAGUCCUGUUCAGGAGCAUGAUGAGCCUGAAAAAGUUACACCUAAAAGGCCGAAGAUACAGGAUCCACGGGGUUUGCGGUCAGAGGGAGAGGCCGAGGUAGAGGAAGAAAGCUCUUCAGAAAGCCGCAGUGCUCAGGACGACGGCAGCAGUGACACCAAAGACAUUGAUCAGGACAACCGCAGCUCCUCUCCCAGCAUUCCCAGCCCUCAGCAGUGCAACGAGAGCGACUCUGACUCAUCUGCCCAGCCGAACGGUGGCCCAUCAGAGCCUGCUACUGCUGUGCUUGCUGACGCACCAGUCCCACAAGCCCUCCCAUCUCAGGGCCAUCCCAUCACACUUCAGCCAAUGCAAAGCACCCACCCAGUUGAUCCCGCUCAGAGCCCCCCUCCUCCUUUUCAGGACUCACCUCAGCCAGCUCCUGGUCAGUCAGCUGCCACAGAAGGGCCAAACAGCCGACCACAGCCCGCCUCUCACUCUCAUUCUGGUCUACCACCUCUUCCUUCAGCACUGGCUCAGGAUUCUCCUCUUUCUCCAGCAUUUCAGGUCCCACCUGCUCUAAACCCCGCACAGUCUCUGCAGCCUCAUGGCCCGUCACCUCAGGCCCUCCAGCGACCCCCUCCUUUCUUUAGGGAGUCUCAGCUCCCCCAACCUCCUCUGUCCGGCACACAAAUCAAGCCUCCUCCCACCACUCCAAUUCCACCUUCACACAAACAGAUACCACAUCAGUCUGCUACACCUUUCCCUCAGAUGCCCUCCAAUCUCCCUCCUCCCCCUGCUCUAAAGCCACUCAAUUCUCUGCCCAACCAGCAUCCUCCAGGUGCCCCACCUCCUCCUCUUCAGCUCAUGCCACAGCCUUUGCCAAUGCAGUCGCUUCCUACCCAGCUUCCAGUGAUCUCUCAGGUGCAGACCCACCCUGGAAAAAGCAUGACUUCCUCUCAUCCACCAGCCUCACACCCUCUCAACUCUGUAACAUCUUCUGCUAUUGGCCCUGUCCCAAGCCUCCAGCCUUCAUUCCCACCUCUUCCUCCGAGACCCUCACAGAGCACUGCAGCAGGACCAUCACACAUUCAGAUUAAAGAAGAGCCAUUUGAUGAGAUAGAAGAGGCUGAAAGCCCACCUUCUCCACCUCGGAGCCCCUCGCCAGAGCCCACCAUUGUCAACAUGGCAAGCCAUGCCAGCCAGUCUGCACGGUUCAUCAAACACUUGGAUCGGGGUUACAACUCCUGUGCCAGAACAGACCUGUUCUUUACUCCACUUUCUGCCUCCAAGCUGGCCAAGAAAAGGGAAGAUGCUGUGGAAAGGUCCAGGAGAGAGGCUGAGCUCAGUGCUCGACAAGAACGUGAAAGGGAAAAAGACAGAGAGAGAGAGAGAGAAAGGGAGACAGACCGAAAUAAUAGAGCCUCCAGUUCGUCCCAUGACAGUCGCAUGAGCGACGUUCAGAUGACGGUUCAGGGCCACGGCCGCCCCUCCUUUGAGCAGCCGCCCACCACUGUAGCGGCUGUGCCCCCAUACAUUGGCCCUGAUACACCUGCUAUGCGCACCCUGAGUGAAUAUGCCAGACCUCAUGUCAUGUCGCCCAACAACCGCAACCACCCUUUCUACGUGUCACUGAGCCCUGGCGAUCCCUUGCUGGCCUACCACAUGUCUGGCCUGUACAACGCUGAACCCAGCCUCAGAGAGCGCGAGCUCCGAAACCUCCGGGAGAGGGAGCUCCGUGAAAGGAUGAAGCCCGGCUUUGAGGUCAAGCCCCAAGACAUGGAAACUUUACACCAAUCAGCCAACCCCAUGGAGCACUUUGCCAGACACGGGGCAAUUGGUCUUCCCCACAUACCCGGGCCUCCCCACCACUUUGCACCCUUUCAUCCUGGGCUGCACCACCUGGAGCGGGAGAGGAUGGCGCUGGCAGGACCUCAAAUGCGGCCGGAGCUGAGUUACGCAGAGCGACUCACUGCAGAGCGACUUCACGCAGAGAGGAUGGCAUCUGUGGGGGCCGACCCUGCUGUCAGGCUGCAGAUGCUCAAUGUGACCCCACAUCAUCACCAGCACUCUCAUAUUCAUUCCCACCUCCACCUGCACCAACAGGAUCUGCUCGGUCAAGGUUCAGGCCCUCAUCCCCUAGACCCCCUUGGAACAGGACCACGUUUUGCUAGGUUCCCCUUCCCUGGCGGCCCGAUUCCCAAUGCUUUACUCAGCGAUCUUCCUCAGGAUCAUGAGAUGCUGCGUCACCCACUGUUUGGAGCUGCAUAUCAACGAGAGCUGCAGGGCCAUAUUCCCCAGUCUGCUGCUCAUCAGCUCCAGGCCAUGCAUGCUCAGUCUGCAGAGCUGCAGAGGAUGGCUAUGGAGCAGCAGUGGCUGCAUGGGCAUCACAUGCAUGGAGGCCCUCUCCCGAGUCAGGAAGAUUAUUACAGCCGUCUGAAGAAAGAAGGUGACAAGCCAUCUUGAGUGCCAGGUGGUGCAUGCCCUGAAAUCCUAUACUCAUACCCAAUAGAAUACUGUACUUUUAAGACUGUAAGAAAAUAUGUCUGUCCAUUUCUUUUUUUUUUAUAUAUAUAUUUUAGAAAAAUCUUUGUGGCUCUUUAUGUGCAUUCCUGGUCAGCACUUAAUGGGACUGUCAAAGUCCUUUAGACUUUAUACUGGUUUUAUUAUCAACAUAAUGAACAAUCUCACCCAUUCAUGUGUGAUUUAAAGAGACAGAUUUUCUCUAACAAACUUUAAAACUGUUGCAUAUGCAGUGAUAAGAAUUUGCUGAAAAGAUAUGAAAACAGACUGACUUUGGUGUGAAGUUGAAAUACCUAUCUAUGAUUUCCUUGUACAGAAUGACAUUUAAAUUUGUGUUUGAAUGAUUGUAACGACUUAGCAUGACUCAGCCUUCCUUUUUCACAAAACUAGAAUAGAAAGUUGCAUUGUGGUGUUUAGACUUUGAAAGCAUAUUAGAGGUUGGUUUCACACUUAAAUCUGCUAAAUAUUUGUCUAAAUCCUAAAGUUUUAUACAUCAAGAUAUCUUUUCACAGUAUAACCGAAGCUUUUAUUCGCUCAUUUUUGAGAUUGUAAAUAUUACAUGUUUACAAUGUUCUAUAUGAAUAAGUACUAUUGACAUAGCAGUAGAUGUGAAGACUUGACCCUCAAUUCAGCACGAUAGCAGUAAAUCAUAAGCUAAAACAGUAUAUGGUAUUAUAAGGAGAGAUUAUUAUUAAUUGGACCAUGAUCUGUCACUACAGACACAGUUUUAUUUUAAUGAUGUAUUUACAACAUUUUGAUCAGAGUAACUAAAUUGGAGAGAAAUUCAAUCUUAAGCAUUUCGAUAGAAUUUUUUUAAGAACUGCCUCUAAAUUCAAUAUUUAUGUCACAUAAUAUGAAAGUGUAUCCAUUGCAUAUUUAUUUCAAUAAAUAAUUCUGCAAUGACAUUCCUUUGCACAUGGGAGUUCCUCUGUACCAACAGCCUGUGGUAAACUGCCUCUGUUAUUUUGUCCACGCUGUUAUAUAUCAAAAAGGGCUAAGUACCGGGUAAACCUCUCUGCAUAAUGCAGUGGAUUAGACUGCAUUAGUGCAAGCCUAGGUGUACCAAAUAAACUGGCAACAGUGGGUUUAUACUGUGAAAAUAA
This is a messenger RNA of Etheostoma cragini (Arkansas darter), 5075 nucleotides long. It is a transcript of the gene rereb, whose product is annotated as arginine-glutamic acid dipeptide (RE) repeats b. Gene Ontology annotation, cellular component: nucleus. Gene Ontology annotation, molecular function: transcription corepressor activity; sequence-specific DNA binding; zinc ion binding. The transcript is spliced from 17 exons. Gene Ontology annotation, biological process: regulation of DNA-templated transcription. The record is from RefSeq and is a predicted model, not a curated record. Lineage: Eukaryota; Metazoa; Chordata; Actinopteri; Perciformes; Percidae. The coding region runs from base 250 to 3915 and encodes 1221 amino acids.